AUGGGAUCGUCCGUCAGCAAAUUUUCUCAAGGAUCUCGUUUGGAAAGGCCCAUGUGCUUCGAAUGUGGAGCGUUCGGUCACUUACGGGCUCAGUGUCAAGCAAAACAAGGAAGGACAAUGCUACGAGCAUACCAAUAUGCCGAUUUUGUAGAUUCGGAAAUCAGUAAAUUGGUUCACAGCAAGGCGAUUCAAGAGGUCGAGGACCACGGCAAUUUACGAAUAAAUCCUAUCUCAGUAGCAGUCGAUUUGAAAAGAAAGUGGAAGACCAUCGUCACCCAAGUGGCUCGUGUGCAAACAGAGCAAUGCGCGUUAUCGUUUCGUUGGAAACUGUCACGGGAAGAAAGAAGUGAGUUAUCUGAUUGGUUAGACUUUGAAUCCUCUUUUAAAGGAGUUCGAUAG
Messenger RNA from Ostertagia ostertagi, 399 nucleotides. Lineage: Eukaryota; Metazoa; Nematoda; Chromadorea; Rhabditida; Trichostrongylidae. The record is from the annotation of a GenBank genome assembly.